GCCGCGACUUCGACGAUUCAUGGCUUAAGAGUUUGAGAUCACCGACGAAGGAAGGGUCCUCCCCUCAGCGGCACAUGGCCUGUUCGUCUCAGCGAAUGCUUCAACAGUUGUCUCUUUUAGAAUUCAAGACAAGAGAGAUGGAAGUGAGAAGCGAGCUGAAGCAUAAUAUUUACGAGAUUUUCAAAGACUUUAUCACGGGGAUCACAAAGCUUGAGGAACUAGAUAAUGCUGCAAACACCUUUCUUCUACGCUUUCAGCAAGCGCUCUGUAAGUUUUUCUUUGGUUUUUAUUGGUGGACCUUCUCUGACUUAAUUUCUUAUCCCCCAGCCUUGCUCAAACGCUCUCCAAUACUCACUUCCUCCAAGUUCAUCGAGAGCAUUCUCAAGAACAAUGAAACUAGACGGCUUAAAUCAUACGUAGAAUCAGGCUGUAUUAACAUCGAUGACGCUGCACUAAGCACACGGGCUUUGCAUACAUCUCUAUCAGGACUUUCUGACCACCUAAUCAAAGCUCAAAGCUUGUUAUCUGACCUCGAGCAUCUCACUGAUGAUGCCGCCCUUGCAAUUGAUACUGCAACAAAGCUCUCCACACAACUAGAUGAAGCAUCAAGUGAUGGUUUGCGACAAGUGACAAGUGAUGAAGAGAACGAAACUGUAUCUUUUGCUCAAGAACCUGAAGUUACAGAGUACGCUACAGUUAUUGCUGUGGUUUACAGUAUGGUGGAGCAGAACUAUGUUAUGCAGGAAAAGAUUGUGAGAUCUCUUAGUUUAAAGACCUCAUUUGAUGAACUCGAUACUUACACCAUGAUGUGGUCAUUGCGUCCGUUUGUAGAAGACCAGAUUAUGAACAGAGCAUGGAAAUGUAUCUACUAAUACUCACUUAUUCAAUCAGCUUUGUCAGUUAUUCAAUCAGUUUUGUUUGAUUAGUUUGUUACUUUGUUUCCCAUUUCUUGAAAAGAAAGCAAAUACGGGCCCUAUAAUUAGGUAGCUAGUGCUUUUUCUAAA
Brassica napus (rape) is the source of this 1004-nucleotide messenger RNA. RefSeq lists its product as uncharacterized. Bases 75 to 872 code for a protein of 265 amino acids. The record is from RefSeq and is a predicted model, not a curated record. Lineage: Eukaryota; Viridiplantae; Streptophyta; Magnoliopsida; Brassicales; Brassicaceae. The transcript has 7 exons.